AUCAUCAAACUCUUCAUAUAAAGGAAUAAACAAGAAACAAGAAGAUGAUGAUGGAUAGUACAUCAUCCAAUCCUCAUGGAGUAUCUCCCUCCAUUGCCAACACUGAUUAUCAUUCCUAUCAAGAGCCUUUUGAUCAUCAUACUUAUCAUAAUUCAUCAUCGUCAUCAUCAUCGGCCUACUACGAAUCAGCCAGUAAUAACAACAAGGUAAUAAUUGAUAGUAAUCAUCAUCACCAUCAUCAUCACGAUGAUCAUCAAAAACCUUGUCCAUCACUGAAUCAAUUCCUUACCCAUUCCACUGAACAAGAUGAUUUACACUUUACUGUUCGGGAAUAUCUCACCAAUAGAAGAAGGAGAACAACAAGUUAUGGAAUGUGUUGUGUUUGUUUUAAUGGAUGUGAAGGUUUGGUAGGACAUUGUAUACCAAAGAAGAUAUUCUAUCAUUUGAGUUCGUGUUGCUUGAGGAUUCCAGUGGUUGACCUGAUUAAUGAGAAUGUGUUUUAUAGAUUUGUGGUGUGGUUUCUGUUUGCAAGAUUGUACUUUAGUGCAAUUUAUGUAACACGAGUUUGGCAGUGGUUUGCUGAUGAUAGAAUGGAUAAUAUUAUUGUAGGUUGUGAUUAUAUUGGUGAUACUAGUGGAGUUGCAACAAUUUCAUUAAUGGCUGGAUUUAUUCUAUCAGUUACAGUAUUGAAUAAUGCAGUUCAAAUGCCGUUUUGGAAGAGAAUUUGUACUUUUCUAAUAGUUAUACUUGCUUUAGGAUGUGAUAUUACACAAACUAUAUGGUCAAUUAAUUGCUACCAUAAUAGUUUGUUCUCAAUUGAAAUCAUACCUAGAAGUUAUCCAUACUUGAAUCCAGGACAGACCAAUUUCACUUUUGUGAAUAUUACACACAUGAUAGAGUCUCCAAAAGAUUUUCUCGAUUUUCUCAAUUCCACUUCAAAGAAUAUGAUUUACAAUAUUCAACAAUCGCAAUACCAGUUUAUUUCUGGUUUUUUAAUUCUUCAAUGGAUACUUGCUUUUGGAUCAAUUUUCAUGAUUGCUCUCUUACUCAUCUCUUCCAUUGCUCAGGUCUAUACCAAAUUCAAAAUGAAGGAUUGGUUCAAUUUUUAUCGACACAGAUUGUCGAGGUAUUACUAUCAUGUUAGAACCUUGUUGAGAAAUAUUUCAAAGAAAAAGCUCAAACGAUCAUUUGCUUACUAUGCAAAUAAGAAUAGCUCAACUGAUACUAGUGCAAUCUCUACAUCAUUGAGCUCACUAGAAACGGAUGAAAUUAAAGAUCGAUUAGAUGAAAAGAUUGAAAGAUAUUGGGAAAAUAAGAAAAGAAGUGUUUUCAGAAGAAUUAUUGUAAUUCCAUUGCUGAAACUAAAGUAUUACGCCAAAAUUAAAUGGAUUGUUCUGAAACGAGCUUUGGAAAAUUAUUCAAGAGAAAAGUGGUCUAACUUCUUUUUCCCAUCAAGAUUUAUUAUUGGAAUGUCAUCUGCCUUGUUGAUUAGCUUACUCAUUGUGGGAACUUUCUCUGCCUUCUCUGUUCAUGUCAUGUAUUCUGCCAUUAACAUAAUUUAUUUAUUGUUGACUACCUUGUUUUGUGUCUUGUUUACGAACAACUCGGAUUCAUGUCAAGCUACUAUUACCAACAUACUGAUUCCAGCAUUCAAAGUUAUUGAGGUAAAUUAUUACCUUUCCGUGGUAAUUACAGUCAUUACCAUGUUCUCAAUUUCUUUAUUGAUUGCCAAGAAUUAUAAGAAUCAUAUGGAUUCAUAUAGAAAUGGAACUCUUCAAUUUUCACUCAAAUCUCAAUCAAUUGUCAAAGCUUCCAGUUAUCCUGGCUCACAAGCAGCUCACUAUGCAGUAGCAACAGCUGUUUACUUCUUCAUCAUUUAUGCAAUCCUUCUUAUUAUUGGAUUUGUAUGCUUGUUCAUUAAUGAAAUUUUCUUCGGUAUUGGAUUUUUAUUCCAGAACGGAUUGGAGCUUAUAUUUCGAAUUGUUUCCUUCCUUUCAGGUAAACUGAUAACAGUGGCAACUGUAUUCGUUUUACGAUUCAUCUUUUUGAGAAAGAAGGGAACUUGGCUUGUUCACACCAACGUUUUUGGAUUUAUGGAUUUGUUACUUAUUGUUGCCAAUUAUUUUUACGGUUUCUUGACUGCUGUAAUAAUCAGCACUGUGAAAACUGUAAUUUUUGCAUUAAUUAAUUAUGUAAGAUUGGAUUCUCCAUCAAAUCCAGCAUUCCAUACCUAUGCUGGUAUGUUGAAAGCUGAUGCUCAUCAUGCAGAUCCAAUCAUUAAUGUGUUUGCUGACAUUUUGAAAAAGAAAUCAAGAGAAAAGGAAGAGAAAAUGCUAAAUACUCUCCAACAAGAGCCACACUUGACCUUAAAUGAAUUGCAGACCAAAUCGAACACUUUUCAACAGCCAAAAUUGAAAAAUUACUUGAAAUUAAUUGCACUAUUAUCCAAGAAUCAACAAUUGGCUCAACAUAGAACCUCAAUGACUUCAGAAUUUUUCGAAGAAGAACUACACGAAAUUAAGAGAAUCAAAUUUUUGAAGAAGUAAAUCACAACACUAGAAUUCAAGAUUCAAAUAAAAGAAAAACAGUUGAAAUC
Messenger RNA from Naegleria gruberi, 2596 nucleotides. RefSeq lists its product as uncharacterized. The transcript is spliced from 4 exons. NCBI's taxonomy places the organism in Eukaryota, Heterolobosea, Eutetramitea, Acrasida, Naegleriidae. The record is from RefSeq and is a predicted model, not a curated record. Gene Ontology annotation, molecular function: signaling receptor activity; retinol transmembrane transporter activity. The coding region runs from base 45 to 2546 and encodes 833 amino acids.